Radiomyces spectabilis is the source of this 231-nucleotide messenger RNA. RefSeq lists its product as uncharacterized. The annotation marks the transcript as partial. The record is from RefSeq and is a predicted model, not a curated record. The transcript is spliced from 2 exons. NCBI's taxonomy places the organism in Eukaryota, Fungi, Mucoromycota, Mucoromycetes, Mucorales, Radiomycetaceae. Gene Ontology annotation, biological process: regulation of DNA-templated transcription.
AAGGUGUUUUCAUUCGUUUCGUUGCCUGGUGUAACGCAAAAGAAGCGCCCUCGUCGCAAAUUCCAUGAAGUCGAACGUCUUUACCACUGUAAUUUUGAAGGCUGUACAAAAGCCUAUGGUACACUGAACCAUCUAAAUGCUCACGUCUGCAUGCAAAAUCAUGGACCUAAAAGACAUCCUGCCGAAUUUAAAGAGUUGCGGAAACAGUGGCGGAAACAGAAACGGGAACAA